Molecule: messenger RNA, 1143 nt
Organism: Entamoeba invadens IP1
Lineage: Eukaryota; Evosea; Mastigamoebida; Endamoebidae
Exons: 1
Coding region: 1-1143 (380 amino acids)
Source: RefSeq, a predicted model, not a curated record
AUGAGCGAUUCGAACGAUGAAUACUUGGCACUCAAAGAAGAACUACGGCAACUUAAAGAAGAGGCACGGCUCUUGGAAUUGUCUGUGAAAUAUCCGAAAGCCGACGCCGCAUUUCAUCAUCUUCUUAAAUAUUCCGAACAAGGUGCCUCUCAAUUUUCUCAAAACGAAAAUUUGCUCUUUGAGAUUUACAAAGAGAAAUUCACAAAGGAGGACGUUGAGAAGUGUUUGAAAGAGUUGGGAAGGAUCAAAGCGGUUGAAGAUUACCUGCCACUGAUAAAGUCCGAGGAAGACAACGGAUUUAUAAUUAACGCAAUUGCACAAUACAGAAACGAGGUGUUUGAAAUUGUGGACUUUGUUUUCGAGACUCUUGCGAAGCGAGAAAUCACAACUGAUCGCAAAGAUGACAUCUUGAAGCAUUUUGAGAGUUCCGUCGUCGAAAUCGCUGAGUUAAAAAUUGAGGUACAACAAACGAAUUUCUCUUCGCGAAGUAAAACCGAAAUUCCAAAACCUUUCCGAAUGACAGAGGUUUCUCCUUCUCUUGAUAUGUUCCGCUCGCGUUCCAAAAGCCCCAAAGUUGCAAAUUACGCGAUGGUCGCUGGGUUAAUGGAAGAGAAUUUCAAGAUCAACGCAGAUGUCGUCGCAGUACUUAUGAACACUAUUUCGCUCAACAAAGUGACGUUUCUUACGGAGAGUUUUUCGACAAACGACAAGAUGACCAGAAAAGAGUUGGUAGAUUCCAUUUGCAACAAAAAGAAUUUGAUGGUGUUUUUCUAUUUAAAGCGGAACACAAUAAUAGGCACAUUCAACUCGGAGGUAUUGAUCCCAGGUAAGUGGGUUGAGAACGACGACAAAUUCUCGUUAUUUGUCAUUGAAGGCAAUAGUGUGACGUUUUGUACUUAUCGGGAAAAUAUCAAACGCACUACAUACCUUGGUGAGGGUGAUGGUCAGAACGGUUUCUGGUUUGCAGUGGACAAGGCUUUUGGUCUUGUUCAAGAUAAAGUUGGGGCUGUGUUUAAGCUCCCUAAGCUGACUCUCUGUUUUGAAGACACCUUUUGGUCAGACUACCUGAUCCAGAAGAAGCUUUCCCUUUUGCCUGAGGGUAGGUACGAGGUCGAGAGGAUCGGUGCUGUUACGUGGUCGUGA